GUGGCGACGGUGUCAAACAACCACGCCCUCCGAGGCAAGGAGCUUUAAGCAUGGCCGGGCGUCGCGGGUCCCAGACCAGGAAAGGAGUUGUAUAGCUGCUUUUAGACAUGAUCUGUGGAUUUUCCAUAUUUCUGGCAUCGAUAAACACUUCCUGCCUGACUCUUUGACCAUUAACCGGGAGGCCUGGCUGUUUCUGGGAAAGAACAAGUGAGUUUUACCUUGGAGCAAUGCUGAAAUUUGAAGAGACUGCUAAGUGCCUGAGUGGUUCUACGGCCAUUUCCAAGUAUCCAACUACCUUGAUUGCAAGAAGAUAUGUUCUUCAACAGAAACUUGGCAGUGGAAGUUUUGGAACUGUCUAUCUGGUGUCAGACAAGAAAGCCAAACAGGGAGAGGAACUAAAGGUACUCAAGGAAAUCUCUGUUGGAGAAUUAAAUCCGAAUGAAACUCUUCAGGCCAGUGUGGAAGCCCAACUCCUUUCCAAGCUAAAUCAUCCAGCCAUUGUCAAGUUCUAUGCAAGCUUCGUGGAGCAGAACAAUUUUUGCAUUAUCACAGAAUACUGUGAGGGCCGAGAUCUGGACUAUAAAAUUCAGGAAUAUAAAGAAGCUGGGAAAAUCUUUCCUGAAAACCAGAUAGUAGAAUGGUUUAUCCAGUUGUUGCUUGGAGUUGAUUAUAUGCAUGAGAGGAGGAUACUCCAUCGCGACUUGAAAUCAAAGAAUAUAUUUCUGAAAAAUAAUCAACUUAAAAUUGGGGAUUUUGGAGUUUCUCGACUGCUGAUGGGAUCAUGUGAGCUGGCUACAACUUUGACUGGGACUCCCUAUUACAUGAGUCCUGAGGCCCUGAAGCACCAAGGCUAUGACGCCAAGUCUGACAUCUGGUCACUGGCAUGCAUUUUAUAUGAGAUGUGUUGCAUGGAUCAUGCAUUUGCUGGUUCCAGUUUCUUGUCUGUAGUUUUAAAUAUUGUUGAAGGCAACACACCUUCACUCCCCGAGAGAUACCCACGAGAACUAAACACCAUCAUGGAAUGCAUGUUGAACAAGAAUCCUUCAUUGAGACCAUCUGCUGUAGAAGUUUUAAAAGUCCCUUACAUUGACGAGCAGCUUCAGCACCUGAUGUAUAAAUAUUCAGAAAUGACGCUGGAAGACAAGAACUCGGUUUGUCAGAAGGAUGCUGUUCAUACAAUUAAUGCCAUAAAGAUCGUGGAAGAAAAAUAUAAAGAAAAUAACAAAUGGAUGCAGGAAUCGAGAUUCCAGAAUUUUGAACAUCCAAGCGUCAAUGUGCUCCAUGAAUUAGAUGAACGGACUUCAGAGAACCUGCCUGAGCCUCAUUCCCUUUCUUCCCUGGACCUCGAUGAAGUUGAGCCAAGUUUAGAUGACACCAUAGUUGGCCUUGGACAUUAUGGGAUCCCAGAAGACCCACUUGUUGCUGAAGAGUAUUAUGCUGAUGUAUUUGAUUCCUGUUCUGAGGAGAGUGAGGAGCAGGCGGAAGAAAUGGUGUUCUCAGAAGCAGAGCAAGAAAUGCGGGACAGAGAAGUCCCGCCUGCUUACAGAGCAAACCAACAGGACAGUGAUAUUGAAGCCCUGGUUGGGUGUUUGGAAAAUGUCCUGGGUUGUACCUCUCAAGACACAAGGACCAUUACCAGUGUGGCUGUGGACAUGUCCCCCAGACCAUCCGUUUUCAACAGUGCAAUGGCCAGGACCAAGAUGAAACACAUGAAGGAAUCAGCCAUGCAGAAGCUAGGAACAGAAGUGUUUGAGGAGGUCUACGGUUACCUCAAGAGAGCAAGGCAUCAGAAUGCCUGUGAAGCAGAGAUCCGGGAGCACCUGGAGACAGUGGUUCCUCGGGCCAGCGACUGCUUUGAAGUUGACCAGCUCCUCUACUUUGAGGAGCAGCUGCUGACCACAGAAGGAAAAGUGCUCACUCUCGAGAACCUUCCCUGUGAAGCUGACCCCGAAGAAGCACAUACAGUUAUGUGAAAAUCCAUGAGGUUUCCGCCCUGGACUACAUCUUGGGAUACUAGCACACAACUGGAGCUGCCAUUUUUACCUUCGGCUCCUGGUCAGAAGUUAGGAUGUCUAUGGAAAUGUCUGUGUCUAUGCACUCAGCUGGCUUUGGGUGCUUGGAGUCACAGGUCAAGGUCAUAGAUGAAGUCUGGCAUCCUGAAAGGCUUUCCUUCAUGCCUGCAGCCCUCAGGGUUUCCAAUGGGGUAGAAGCACUGUGACGACACAGGUGCUCUGUACUGUGUCCAUCCAGGGCAUGCUCAGUGCCCAACCACCAUGAUCUCCAGGAACUAUGGCCAACAUGCUUGUGAUAGACACAGGACACUGGCCUGAGCAUUGACCUGCUAAUCUCCAGUGAUUAUUUUUCUUUCUUUCUAUGACUAACAUGCAAACAGUAUGUAAAUAAUGGGCUUGGAUUGAAAAAUCCCAAAAGUGAUU
Molecule: messenger RNA, 2435 nt
Organism: Peromyscus eremicus (cactus mouse)
Lineage: Eukaryota; Metazoa; Chordata; Mammalia; Rodentia; Cricetidae
Gene: Nek11
Product: NIMA related kinase 11
Exons: 15
Coding region: 228-1973 (581 amino acids)
Biological process (GO): protein phosphorylation
Molecular function (GO): ATP binding; protein kinase activity
Source: RefSeq, a predicted model, not a curated record